AUGCUGAUCGUUUACCUGCUCCUAACGCUCCAUUCAAUGGCCGUUGCUGAAACAAUGCGACCAAAGCCUUCUUUUAAUGCCUUAUGGAAUCUUGAAGAAGUUUGCGAAUGUGUACUGCAUUACAGUCCAUUGAUAUGGGGCUCAGCGCGUCGAAAGCAGCUCCAGAUUUUCGGCGCCGGCGCAACGGUGGUGCACGUGUGGUUGUAUGUCUAUAAUAACUACGGAUGCUGGUGCGGUGUAGGAGGGGCUCAUGAGCCGGUGGACGAGAUCGACAAAUGCUGCAUGCUCCACGACAAGUGCUACGAUGCCGCAGUAGAUUCAAAGAUCUGCUUCGACACUGCCUGGGAGUACAUUGAUGCUUAUAAAUGGAAAUGCGACAACGGCACAGCAGUUUGUGCAGAGAAACAGGACGCUUGCAAAGCAGCGCUGUGCGCGUGUGAUUCUGCAGUUGUGGAGUGCUGGUCGAAGCAACCCAAACCACCGAAGAAGAAGAAGUGCAACCACGUCAGCCGAAUCAAAAAACACCCAUCAUCGAAUGGAUUCCAACACUAA
Molecule: messenger RNA, 552 nt
Organism: Necator americanus (New World hookworm)
Lineage: Eukaryota; Metazoa; Nematoda; Chromadorea; Rhabditida; Ancylostomatidae
Exons: 5
Coding region: 1-552 (183 amino acids)
Biological process (GO): lipid catabolic process; phospholipid metabolic process; arachidonate secretion
Molecular function (GO): calcium ion binding; phospholipid binding
Source: RefSeq, a predicted model, not a curated record